AAUCUCACCAAUCUUUCAGAAAUUGAAGAUGGCUUCUCUCGGACGCUUGUCUCGGGCUGUGGUCCGAGCUCCCCUGGCCCAAACCCGUCAACAUUCAGCAGCGGCACAUGGAGAUUCCCCUCCCUCCAGACUGUGGAAGAUCCUGACCUUCACGGUGGCGUUCCCCGGAGUGGCAGUGUGCGGGCUGAACACUUACCUGAAGAUGCAGCACCACCACCACGAGCAACCAGAGUUCAUCGCCUACAGUCACCUGCGCAUCCGCAGCAAGCGCUUCCCCUGGGGUGACGGAGUGAAGAGUUUUUUCCACAACUCUGAACUGAAUGCUCUGCCAGACGGGUAUGAGGAGCAUGAGGAAUAAAGAGUAAUCGGGAGUCUUCACCUGAGCAACAUCUCCCGUGAUAGCUUGGGACCACCGUCCCCCUCUCCUCAACUCUUACAGACUACAUCAGCCGUGGACCACACUCCUUCUUAUCAGUUUACUUCAAAUAUCUGUUCCAACUUAAAAAAAACUUUCAUUACCUCGCGCACUCUCUGUUACAGAAGAGUCGACCAAGCGGAAAUAGUUACAUCUGGACCAUCUUGACAUAUUGUGAGCUUAAAACAUGUUAAAUAAACAUAUUUAAAAGUACCAAAA
Messenger RNA from Engraulis encrasicolus (European anchovy), 634 nucleotides. Its product is annotated as cytochrome c oxidase subunit 6A, mitochondrial. Bases 29 to 358 code for a protein of 109 amino acids. Gene Ontology annotation, molecular function: enzyme regulator activity. Lineage: Eukaryota; Metazoa; Chordata; Actinopteri; Clupeiformes; Engraulidae. Gene Ontology annotation, cellular component: mitochondrial inner membrane. The transcript has 3 exons. Gene Ontology annotation, biological process: mitochondrial electron transport, cytochrome c to oxygen. The record is from RefSeq and is a predicted model, not a curated record.